Penaeus indicus is the source of this 1056-nucleotide messenger RNA. Its product is annotated as carbonic anhydrase 2-like. The record is from RefSeq and is a predicted model, not a curated record. Gene Ontology annotation, biological process: one-carbon metabolic process. Gene Ontology annotation, cellular component: plasma membrane. The transcript has 10 exons. The coding region runs from base 1 to 1056 and encodes 351 amino acids. Lineage: Eukaryota; Metazoa; Arthropoda; Malacostraca; Decapoda; Penaeidae. Gene Ontology annotation, molecular function: zinc ion binding; carbonate dehydratase activity.
AUGCCUUACACAGUCUUUAUGAAACGUAUGACAUGCGCGACCACAGCAGCACCUACUGUCCGGACGCAGCGAGGACGUCGGCUCGCUGCCUCGUCAUUCACGCUGCGCUGCGCCGCCCGAGAGAUGCGAGAGUCGACUUUGGCCGGCGGUGUAUUAGGUGUGCUUUCCUCGUGUCUUGGUGGUGGUUACGAAUAUGAUGGUAAUAAUGUAUUACCAGCUCCCACCGAAGCUCCCACUACAGCUGCCCCCCCAGUUCCGGUACCAUCAUGGAGUUACGAGGGCGAAGGAGGCCCCGAGAACUGGGCGACGCUGUUUCCCAAUUACUGUGCUGGCAGCAGUCAGUCCCCGAUCGCCCUGAAUGGACUCGAAGCCACUGGCAAGAGCUCCUCCGACGCCUGGGUGCUGGACAAAUACGACACCGUCCCCGUGGAUCUCAAGAUUGAAAACAAUGGACAUUCAGCUAAGGUUGCGUGGAACAUCACAGACGUCGAUGAGCUUCCCUCAGUCAGCGGCGGAGAGUUGGGCGGAAAAUACACUUUCGCCCAGUUGCACUUCCACUGGGGCAGCGUCAGCACGCAGGGAUCUGAGCACACCAUCAAUGGGAUCGCAUACGCUGCCGAGCUUCACCUGGUGCACUUCAAGACUGAGUACGGUUCCCUUGGCAACGCGGUUCAGUACGAUGACGGUCUUGCUGUGUUGGGCAUUAUGCUCCUGGGCGGUCUGAUCGACAACCCCAAUCUCAAACCAAUCAUCGACGGGCUCGCUACCAUCCCAAAUUCAGGUGACGAGGAACACCUGGCAACAAUGUUCCCUCUCCAAAACCUCCUGCCGGCGAACACCAACACCUUCUACAGGUACUCAGGCUCCUUGACGACGCCCACAUGCAAUGAGAUCGUCACUUGGACUGUCUUCCAGGACGUCAUAACCAUUUCCGAGAAUCAGCUUGAGGAAUUCCGCAAGCUUCUCGGAGACGACGGAGAGCACCACAUUGUCGACAACUACCGCCCUGUCCAGCCCCUCAACGGCCGUACGGUCGAGAAGAUCACCUUGUCUUAA